Messenger RNA from Amborella trichopoda, 1633 nucleotides. The record is from RefSeq and is a predicted model, not a curated record. Lineage: Eukaryota; Viridiplantae; Streptophyta; Magnoliopsida; Amborellales; Amborellaceae.
UUAUAAAUCCUUAGGGGUACUUAGUAAAGAGAAGAGUAGGGUUUUAUUGAAGUGAAAGCAUGAGAGACGGAACUCGCUUCGCGGGUUUUUUGCUAUCUCUCAACCAAAAGUCGACAGUUCUUGGGACUUUUUCCUGGCGAAUUUCUACGGCGAAUCCGGCCAUCAAUCCUCCCUUGUUUUGAGCCUCAAGACAGGUCCACAGUUUACCCUAGACUCCAUAACCAGCUCUGCACCCCUUCAAACUAGAACCAGCUCUGCGCCCCUUCAAACUAGAAUGGCAGGUGGAAAGAUGCAGAAGAAGAGGCCUUCAAUGGCUGAGAAAUACCAUGCAGGUACUGGAAUUCAAUUCCACAAAUCAAAGGGACAGCACAUAUUGAAGAACCCAUUGAUAGUUGAUAGGAUUGUUGAGAAGGCGGGGAUCAAGAACACCGAUGUGGUUUUGGAGGUGGGGCCUGGGACUGGAAAUUUGACAAAGAAACUUUUGGACGUGUGCAAGAAUGUUGUUGCGGUAGAGAUGGAUCCUCGCAUGGUGCUUGAACUUCAGCGUCGGUUUCAGGGCACCGGCCCCUCUGAUCGCCUCAAGGUUAUUCAAGGUGAUGUUCUCAAAUGUGAACUGCCAUACUUUGAUGUCUGUGUGGCCAACAUACCCUACCAAAUAUCGUCUCCCCUUACUUUCAAGCUUUUGUCGCACCGGCCCAUGUUUCGCAGCGCUACCAUCAUGUUUCAGAGGGAGUUUGCCAUGAGACUUGUUGCAAAGCCAGGAGACAGCCUUUAUUGUCGUCUUUCUGUUAAUACCCAGCUCCUUGCUCGAGUCUCUCACCUCUUAAAAGUUGGAAAGAAUAAUUUUAGACCCCCGCCUAAGGUGGACUCCUCAGUUGUAAGAAUUGAGCCUCGAAAGCCACUUCCACCUGUGAGCUUCAAGGAGUGGGAUGGGCUCAUUCGUCUUUGUUUCAGCCGAAAGAACAAGACUUUGGGCUCAAUUUUUCGUCAAAAAUCUAUACUUUCCUUGUUGGAGAAGAACUUUAAGACUGUUCAGUCUUUGCAAGAAGGAAUGGCUGAUGUCUCCAUAGGUGAUGCAGCUGUAUUGGGCGAUACUUCAGGGGACUUGAGCCUGGAAAUUGAUGAAGCCAUGAGAGAUGACGACGAUAUGGAGGUUGAGGGUGAUGACAUGGAAGCCGAGGCUUCUACUUUCAAGGAUAAGGUGUUGGGUAUCUUGAGAGAGGGAGAUUUUGAAGCGAAGAGGUCCUCAAAACUCACUCAAGUGGAUUUCCUCUACUUGCUCUCUUUGUUCAACAGGGCCGGUAUUCACUUUUCCUGAUGCACGCCCUUUUGCUUGAAGUUCUUUUCGGCGUUGCUUUUGAGCUCCAUUUGAGUGGAAUAGGUUUCGAAUUUUGUACCACUAGAUUCCCGGUUUUGCAGUAUUUGAGUAUGAGAUUUUGCGUUGCAGUUGUGAAAUUUAGAAUGUCGGGAAAGAGGUUGGCGUUAGCCAAAUUAGUCAACAUUUAUAUGUUUCGAUGCAAUAACAAAAUGUUAUUUGUAACAAGUAGUUUUGUUAGUUGGUUAAUCGUUCACAUUUUAUUCAUGAAAUGGGUUGGAUUGGUAUUAUUCUGGAUAUGGCAAAAUCAUUCUAUUA